Messenger RNA from Erigeron canadensis, 2202 nucleotides. RefSeq names its product probable E3 ubiquitin-protein ligase ARI8. Gene Ontology annotation, cellular component: ubiquitin ligase complex; cytoplasm. Gene Ontology annotation, biological process: positive regulation of proteasomal ubiquitin-dependent protein catabolic process; ubiquitin-dependent protein catabolic process; protein polyubiquitination. Lineage: Eukaryota; Viridiplantae; Streptophyta; Magnoliopsida; Asterales; Asteraceae. The record is from RefSeq and is a predicted model, not a curated record. The coding region runs from base 86 to 1843 and encodes 585 amino acids. The transcript is spliced from 15 exons. Gene Ontology annotation, molecular function: ubiquitin protein ligase activity; zinc ion binding; ubiquitin conjugating enzyme binding.
GUUAAUUUGUAUAAUUAUUAUUAGGUUUAAAAUUAGGGUUUGUAGAUUGUGUGUGUUGUAAUUAUAAUAAUAAUAAUAAAUAAAAAUGGAUUCAGAAGAUGAUAUGCAUGAUGCGGAAUCGGUUGAUGAUGAUUUCUAUAGCGGUGAGACGGUGAUGGAUUCCGAUGACGGUGAUGCACCUGAUUACGAGUUUAUCGAUAACGAUUCCGAUGAUUCCGACGAUUUCGCAUCGCAUCGCCAUCAGCAAAACUAUAUCAUCUUGAAUGAAGCCGAUAUCCGUCUGCGCCAAGAGGAUGAUAUCAAUAAGAUAUCAUCUAUACUUUCUAUUUCAAAGAACGCAGCUGCCAUAUUGCUCCGCCAUUAUAACUGGAGUGUUAGCAAAGUGAAUGAUGAGUGGUUUGCGGAUGAAGAAAAGGUUCGCAGGCUUGUUGGUUUAUUGGAGGAGCCACGUGCACUACCCAAUGCUAAAGAGUUGACAUGUGGGAUCUGCUUUGAAGUCUAUCGUGGUGACAUUAUGCGUUCUGCUGCUUGUCGCCAUCCUUUUUGUGUGACUUGUUGGCAAGGAUACAUAAGUACUGCCAUCAAUGAUGGUCCAGGGUGCUUAAUGCUCCGAUGUCCUGAUCCAUCUUGUGGUGCAGCCGUUGGUCAAGACAUGAUUAUUUCCUUGGCCCCACAUGAUGAUCGAGAGAAGUAUCGCCGUUACUUUCUUAGAUCCUUUGUAGAAGACAAUAGAAAGACAAAAUGGUGUCCUGCUCCUGGUUGCGACUAUGCUGUGGACUUCAUUGUUGGUGGUGGAACCUUUGAUGUUACCUGCCGCUGCUCAUACAGCUUUUGCUGGAAUUGUACAGAGGAAGCUCACAGGCCAGUUGAUUGUGACACAGUCUCAAAAUGGAUUAUGAAGAACAGUGCAGAGUCUGAAAACAUGAAUUGGAUAUUGGCUAAUUCAAAACCAUGUCCCAAGUGCAAACGGCCAAUUGAGAAGAACCAAGGAUGUAUGCAUAUUACAUGUACACCACCUUGCAAGUUUGAGUUUUGCUGGCUUUGCCUUGGUGCAUGGUCUGAUCAUGGUGAAAGGACAGGAGGAUUUUAUGCAUGCAAUCGUUAUGAAGCAGCAAAACAAGAGGGAGUGUAUGAUGACACAGAAAAGCGACGGGAGAUGGCAAAAAACUCAUUAGAAAGAUACACUCAUUACUAUGAAAGAUGGGCUACAAACCAAUCGUCUAGACAAAAGGCUUUGGCAGAUCUUCAGCAGAUGCAAAACGUACAACUUGAGAAACUGAGUGACAAGCAGUGCCAGCCUGAAUCACAGCUUAAGUUCAUAACAGAAGCCUGGUUACAGAUAGUUGAAUGUAGACGAGUACUAAAGUGGACUUAUGCUUAUGGAUAUUAUUUGCCAGAGCAUGAGCAUGCCAAGAGGCAGUUCUUUGAGUACUUGCAAGGUGAGGCAGAAUCUGGGUUGGAACGACUUCAUCAAUGUGCGGAGAAGGAACUACAAAUUCACCUGAAUGCCGACGGUCCAUCAAAGGAGUUCAAUGAGUUUCGUAUGAAACUGGCUGGGCUGACCAGUGUGACCCGCAAUUACUUUGAGAAUCUAGUAAGGGCUCUAGAGAAUGGUCUCUCUGAUGUCGAUGCCCAUGGUGGAACCAGCCGAGCAAGUGGUUCACGAGGCUUAGGAGCUGGUAGUAGCAAGAGUCGAAAUAGUAGGAGCAAAGGAACUGCAGCAACAUCCAGAUCAAGUGGUUCAAGAAACAUAGAUGAUUCUGGACAUUGGUCAUGCGAAUACUGUACAUUUGCAAAUGCCAAAUCAGCCACCGUGUGCCAAAUGUGUCAGCAACGCCGAUAAGUUAUAUCCCAAUCAUCAAGGAUUUUAUGGCUCGUUAGAUCUUGCAAAUGGAAGAAGCAAAAAAAAAAAAGAGAGAGAGAAAACCCAUAGAGAUGAAGAAGAAAGAACUACAUAUCUUCUACUAGUGUUGUAUGUAUAUAUGUUGUAUUUGUAUUGUAUUCUUGUUCAUGUUUUUUAAAGGUUUCAUGUAUCUUAAUAUUAAAAUUAGACAAUUAUACAUUUAGUAUGAGUCCGUCUACUUGUGCUUAAAAUAGAAAUUGUAAAACUGGCUUGUCGUUAAGUUGGGAAAGUUGACGAUGGUGUAUUGUUGGGAGUGUUUUUUAGUACAUGGUUGUUGGCGAACACUUUCUUCUGUCAAA